ACUAUGACAAGUAUUCAACAUGCAAGCACUAAUCAUAUUGUUUGUUCCUAGCCUUUUUUCAAGGAAAGUAUUCAACAUGCAAGCACAUAAUCACUUUCAUAGCCUCUAAAGGAUGAUCUAUGUAGUACUAGCCCUUCAGACCGAGACUUGAUAGCCUAUCUGGUGUCUGACACAGGUGGUUACGUUUAUUUAAUACCAUUGUCUUGAUUAUUACUAGUGUCUACACUGAACACUCUACACAUGUGUUAGUGACGUGUCUGGUGUCUGAGUCCGUGUUAUUUUAAAUAGUAAUCUAAAUUUAUAAUUUAAUUCACUUUUUGUUAAGCAAAACAUGGCACAGAUUUUGGCUCCUUCUACACAAUGCCAGACAAGAAUCACAAAAACCUCUCCUUUUGCAACUCCAAUCUCAUCAAAGAUGUGGAGUUCUUUAGUAAUGAAACAAAACAAGAAAGUUGCACGUUCUGCUACAUUCAGAGCAAUGGCAAUCAACUCUGGCACCAUCAACAGGGUUGAGGAUCUACUUAAUUUGGACAUCACUCCUUUCACUGACAGCAUAAUUGCUGAGUACAUCUGGAUUGGUGGAACAGGAAUUGAUGUGCGCAGCAAAUCAAGAACCAUAUCAAAGCCUGUUGAGCAUCCGUCUGAGCUUCCUAAGUGGAACUAUGAUGGAUCUAGCACUGGACAAGCCCCUGGUGAAGAUACUGAAGUGAUCCUAUAUCCUCAAGCAAUUUUCAAAGAUCCUUUCCGCGGUGGUAACAACAUUUUGGUCAUUUGUGAUGCUUAUACAACACAAGGUGAGCCUAUCCCUACAAAUAAGAGAUAUAAAGCUGCUCAAAUCUUCAGAAACCCAAAGGUUGAGGCUGAAAUUCCAUGGUUCGGAAUAGAACAAGAGUACACCUUACUUCAAACAAAUGUCAAAUGGCCAUUAGGUUGGCCUGUUGGUGGCUAUCCUGGUCCUCAGGGUCCUUAUUACUGUGGUGCCGGGGCAGAUAAGUCAUUUGGACGUGAUAUAUCUGAUGCUCAUUACAAGGCUUGUUUAUAUGCUGGAAUUAACAUCAGUGGUACUAAUGCAGAGGUUAUGCCUGGCCAGUGGGAGUAUCAAGUUGGUCCUAGUGUAGGUACUGAAGCUGCUGAUCAUAUCUGGGCUUCAAGGUACAUCCUUGAGAGAAUUACUGAACAAGCUGGUGUUGUACUCAGCCUUGAUCCAAAACCAAUUGAGGGUGACUGGAAUGGUGCAGGAUGUCAUACCAAUUACAGUACAAAGAGCAUGAGGGAAGAUGGAGGAUUUGAGGUAAUAAAGAAGGCAAUUUUGAAUCUAUCCCUUCGCCACAAGGUCCACAUGGAAGCAUAUGGAGAAGGAAACGAGAGAAGGUUGACAGGAAAGCAUGAGACUGCCAGCAUCGACACAUUUUCUUGGGGAAUUGGUAAACGUGGCUGCUCAAUCCGUGUGGGAAGAGAGACCGAGAAGAAUGGAAAAGGUUACUUAGAAGACAGACGUCCGGCUUCAAACAUGGAUCCAUAUGUGGUAACAGCAUUAUUGGCAGAGAGUACAUUAUUGUGGGAACCAACUCUAGAGGCUGAAGCUCUUGCAGCUCAGAAGCUUGCAUUGAAGGUCUAAAUCUAUUGAUUAAUGGCGUUCUAGAUGGAGUCGGCACUGCUGCAGUCUGUGAGGAGCUGGAAAGCUCUUUCACUUUCCUUUUAGAUUAUUUAUAAAUUAUAUUUAUAUUUAUAUUAUGAAUAUCUUGUUGUCUGGACAACGAGGCUGACAUGCCUAGUUAUUGGUUAUAAGAUGAAUGCACAUUGUAUAUCAGAUAUAUUUCGUUGCCUGUGAUAGCAUAUGGUAUGGACAGAGUUACAUUGAUGCUUGUUUGGUUAUA
Medicago truncatula (barrel medic) is the source of this 1877-nucleotide messenger RNA. Its product is annotated as glutamine synthetase leaf isozyme, chloroplastic. The coding region runs from base 332 to 1618 and encodes 428 amino acids. The record is from RefSeq and is a predicted model, not a curated record. Gene Ontology annotation, molecular function: glutamine synthetase activity. The transcript has 13 exons. Gene Ontology annotation, cellular component: cytoplasm. Lineage: Eukaryota; Viridiplantae; Streptophyta; Magnoliopsida; Fabales; Fabaceae.